Molecule: messenger RNA, 1130 nt
Organism: Camponotus floridanus (Florida carpenter ant)
Lineage: Eukaryota; Metazoa; Arthropoda; Insecta; Hymenoptera; Formicidae
Product: ring-infected erythrocyte surface antigen-like
Exons: 8
Coding region: 165-1130 (321 amino acids)
Source: RefSeq, a predicted model, not a curated record
AUCGCGCUAACAGUACUCGAGUAGUGUGCCCGGCACAUUUCUGACGAAAUUUUUUUAAAGCACGCACGCUUUAGUCUUAAAACAUAAAGUAACAGUGUAACUCUCUGUGAUCGUUCCUGUGUGACGUAGGAGAAAAUAUAUAAGAGGGCCAAGAAAUAGAGAAGAUGAAAGAAAAUAUAAAAGCGAUGAAUAAGAAUACAGAAGCGAACAAAAAAACAAAAGUGAUAAAUAAAAAUACAGAAGCGGACAAAAAGAUUGAGAAAAUGAGCGAAAAUAUAAAGAGGAAACAAAUAGCGAAGAUGAAUGAAGAUACAGAUGAAGACGAGUACGAUGUUAACAUUUCUGGAUAUUGUUGGAAUUUCGUGCUUGCACCAGAAAAUGUUGAAUCGGACAAGGAAAAUGGAAAAGAGAAAACCGAGAAAAAUGUGAAAGCAGUCAAACGAAUGAAGAAAGUAAAAGAAAAUGUAGAAGCGGCUCAAGAAACAGAAAAGAUGACAACAAAUACAGAAGUGAUCAAAAAAGUAAGGAAAGUGAGUAAAAAGACAAAAGCGGACAAAAAAAUAAACGAGAUGAGUAAAGAUAUGGAAAAUAAAAAGUACGAAGAAGAUGAAGAGGACGACGUAUAUGAGAAUUACCAAGUUGGAAAAAAUAUAGAAGCAACUAAAGAAACAGAAAAGAGAAGUGAAAAUACAAAUGUUGACAAAAAAAUAGAAGAAAUCUGUGAAAAACAGGACAAAAUAAUAUCAAUUUUAGAGAAUAUGAGCAAACAAGAAACGACGACACACAAAUACGAAAAAGACUUUAAAGUUGGUAAAAAUAUAGAAGCAACUAAAGAAACAGAAAAGAGAAGUGAAAAUACAAAUGUUGAUAAAAAAAUAGAAGAAAUCAGUGAAAAACAGAACAAAAAAAUAGAAGGAAUCACUGAAAAACAGGACAAAAUAAUAUCAAUUUUAGAGAAUAUGAGCAAACAAGAAGCGACGACACACAAAUGCGAUAAAGACUUCAAAGCCGGGGAAAUUACAACAGCAGACAAAGAGGAGGAAAAUAAUAUAGCGGCCAAAGAAAUAGAAAAUAUCAAUAAAAGAAUCGAAAAGAUAGAGAAUAAAAUUACAAAAUUGGAAAAAAUAUAG